Molecule: messenger RNA, 1923 nt
Organism: Ectocarpus siliculosus
Lineage: Eukaryota; Phaeophyceae; Ectocarpales; Ectocarpaceae
Source: the annotation of a GenBank genome assembly
AUGGCCAUGUGUGGCCAGUCUCAACGCCGGCGGGAGCUUCCGGCGUCGUGGCUGCUGAUUUCUCGGCCAGGAGAUGAAAAGAUCACUGGCGAAAUAGUCGCUGUCGGGGCUGGACACGUUCCACCAGAGCACAGGUCGGGUGCUGAAGUGAUAGAUCUGAAGGGAGCUAUCGUGCUGCCAGGGAUCCAGGAUGCACACAUACACAUCGGGUGUAUGGGAGAAAGUGCUCAUUACGUGGAGCUGAGUAGCUGCCAUUCUGUUGCGGAGGUGCAACAAAUGCUCAGGCAGCACGCUGAGAACAACCCAGACCUCCCGUGGGUGAUCGGCACGGGCUGGGAUCAAAAUCUAUGGGCGCCGGUAAAGCCCCUGACGAGGCUCGAUCUCGACGCGGCCCUCCCCGACGGACGGCCUUGCCUCCUCUACCGCCGGUGUUGGCACGCCGCCGUCGUCAACACGGCUGCGCUGCGUGCCGCGGACAUCGACCCGAACAAACCGUGGUCCCUUGGAAAUGAUCCGCCGUCUGCGGCGGGGGUCGGGGCAGAAGGGGAACAGGAGGAGAAAUCGGGUGCGAUCGACGGUGUCGAGGUAGACGACGCCGGGCGCCCGACGGGGCUCUUUCGGGAAGGCUCGAUGCGGCUCGUGGAGACCGCCAUCACCGCGGCUUCUUUCGAGAUAAGAUGCGACCAGUUCGCGGAGGCUCUUGAGCGGUGCGUGAGAAGCGGGCUCACUGCGGUGCACAGCAACGACGAGAACGCUAUCCAGGUCUACUCGCAGUUGCAGGAGGAAGGACGGCUCCCUGUUCGCGUUUACCUGACGCUGCCCCACGAAGAGCUCGACAAGGACAACCCUGUCGCCGACAACUUCGGUGGCGGUGGAAGAAAGGAGAGCGUAGGAGGGGUGUGCGAUGAAAAGCCGACACCGUGGUCCGGGGACGGAGGUCUGGUGUCGUGGAACCGAGUGAAGCUCUUCUCCGACGGGUCGUUAGGCGCUGAGACGGCUGCGAUGAGGCUGCCGUACUUGGGCACUGACAACAAAGGAGUCCUGAUACACGAGCCGGAGGCGCUUACGAGAAAAGUGGCGCAAGCCCGAGACCGCGGAUUCCGGGUUGAAGUUCACGCCAUCGGGGACAGGGCCCUGGAGGCUGUCCUGGACGCCUUCGAAGGCGCGGGUCUUCAACCCACAGACCGGCCAAUUGUGACUCACUGCCAGGUGUGUGUCUAUGUUCAGAGAGCCAGACAUGGAAGAAACGUGGGACGGUGGUCAAGCGGAGAUGAACGGCAAAAGCUGCGGCUUUCCCUGAAGACUACUCGAAAGGUUGCCGGCCCUGACCUGGUGGCGAGGAUGGGGAAGCUCGGCGCCAUGGCGGCGGUUCAGCCGUCUUUCGUACCUUCGGACGCAGACGUGGUCAUCAAACGCCUGAGCCCCCGCAUGCACCCGAGUUGCUACCCCUGGCGCUCGCUUCUGGGCGGCGGCGUGACGUGCGCGGGUAGCAGCGACGCCCCAAUCGAGGGUACAGCAGCAAACAACACGUUGCUGUUACAGACCCACAACCCCUUCCGUGGCAUGUACGACGCUGUAUUUAGACCGGAUAAGCCUCCAUCGUCUCCGGUAGAUCAAGUAGGCGCUACAACGCAGCCAUCGGGCAGCGACGCCGUUGACGUUGCAAACGAUGAGACCGGGAACAGUGGCGGCGGCGGCGGCGCCAGCGGCAACGGUGUGACGGCCUUUAUGCGGGAUGAAUGCCUCACGCUCGAAGAGGCGGUGUGGAUGUACACCGCCGCCGGCGCCUUCGCGGCGGGCGCGGAAGCGAGGAUCGGGGCCAUUCGGCCGGGGUUCCUGGCCGACCUCACUGUCUUCGAAGUGGAAGGCGGUUGCGAGAGCCUGUUGAAAGACCCGAGGUCCGAGUGGGUACAGGGGGGAUGA